Aspergillus pseudoviridinutans is the source of this 1647-nucleotide messenger RNA. RefSeq lists its product as uncharacterized. NCBI's taxonomy places the organism in Eukaryota, Fungi, Ascomycota, Eurotiomycetes, Eurotiales, Aspergillaceae. The transcript has a single exon. The record is from RefSeq and is a predicted model, not a curated record. The coding region runs from base 1 to 1647 and encodes 548 amino acids.
AUGUCGAAUGGCAGGUCUCCUGGACGAAGAAGUCCUUCAAACUCGCCUGAAGGUUCUUCCCCACGCCAUCCCUCUGAGGAUGAACUAGAGACAGGACUAGGUGGUGUCUCUCAACUUGAGCACACGGAAGGUUUACUGGCGGCAUUGUCUUCAGCGGCAAUAAGUUCAGGGCCUCAACCAGCUGCCGUUCAGAGUGAAAAUGCUCCCCCUCAGUUACCCAUCGGGACCAAUCACAACCUGGGAGGUUGGCUAUACGUGGGCGACUAUGUCCAGGUGGACGGGCUAACGGUGCGUCCCGCGACGUUCAUCGUUACAACUAUAAGGGAUUCACCAUCUCCUCCAAGCGACCUCGGUUAUCUUCCGUCAAAGACCUCGUUUCUGAAUAUUGCGCCACAUACACUCUUUCCUCUGCCAUACGAAAAUUUUAAACCCCGUUCUUAUGCUCUUCUGGACCAAUCUAUGCCUCCUGACUACUGGGAAUUAAUGGGGCCUCCUAAAUCACUCCCUGUUCCGUGUCUAGAAAACAAUGCGGACAUACAAGACACACUCGUUACUGAGGCUAAUGUAACGAUAAAACGAGAAGACCAUAAUGUGCUAACCCAUAGGUCAUGGAAACACUUCUUCAUUGGUAACGAAGUUGGGAGCAUCUACUUCGAUAUCGACCUGUUUAAAAUCAAUGUUCAGCCUAUUUUGGGGGACAUGAACCAGCAAGAUUGCGACACACUGAUGGACCAUUUGACACUCUUACGACACCUCUGGAAAGACAACAAAACUACUUGGAUCUCCGAAGAUGGUGGUGAAGAAGCACAUCAUAUUAGUCGGGGCACUACACUUGUCCUCAUCGCAAUUGCACGACGCCAAGAAAGUGUGGCGGCAAAACUUAUUGGGACUCGACCAUACCCUACUGUUCAUCAAUUAAGAAAGUAUAAGAAAAUAUUCAACUUCAACCUGGUGGUGAAAAGCUUGAUCUAUUUAUUACCUAGGCUGAGGUCGAAGAAAGCCUCAGAGGAAGAUCGCACUUUCAGCAUCUGCGCCGGAAUGGAUCUCUGUCUUACAUUAUUCGAGAUUGGCCAAGAUAUCGAUAUUCAAAAAGCGGCGGAUCGCUUAAUAACUGCAAAUGCUAAUUUUCAGCUGCCUUCAUCAGACUUUCAAGUUCGAUGGCGAAGUGUUAAUUCGGCAACGCUUAUGGGCAUUUUCUUUGCCGCGGCUACUUACUUCGCUACGAAAACACAGGCAAGAAGAGACAAAAAAGUCAAAAUGGCAACCAACGUUCUUCGUGAUUUCUUAGCGGUGGCUCUAACUAUCCCUGUUGUAACAGGUGUUGCUGCUCCGGUAGCGCUUCUUGCACCAAUAUUUAACGUCUUUGCCAAGCCGGCAUUAUCUGCGCUUUUUGAAAAGUCUUUUGAGAAUGAGUACUGGGAAGCAAAAUACAAGGCAGCAAUCUUAAACUUCGAACAUGAAUUACGUGGUCAGAUGGAGGUUCCAGUUGAACUUGUGAAUGAAUUUACGGUCGUUCUCAGAGACGUUCAAAACUUGGCCAUCAUCGGGCAGCCUCUGUACGCGGAGAGUUGCGCAAGGCAAGAGGGCAGAGUACAGCCAUCAAUUUUUACUAAACUCAAGGGUGCAUUGCAUAGGCAAAAUUUGUGA